AUGUCGACGAAUCGAAAGACUUUCAAGAAUCAACUGAAAAGGUUCAACAGUAACAAUAGCACAUCUUCGGAAUUGACCAGCUUGGUCGAAAUGUUUCCUGAUUGGGAAGCCGAUGAAUUAAGUGGCUUACUUGACGAAAAUGAUCAUGCUCUUGAAAUUGUAAUUGAUUUGAUUGUCAACAAUAAGGUCUCGAGAUGGGAACCAAGUAAAAAGGACAAGUUGAAAAAGAAGGAGCCAAAGGAAGAGGCAGCAAAUAAUGUAAAUAACACACACGGUACGAACCAUGCCUCGGCAAGCGACAAGAAAUUCUCGGGUAGAUCAAAAUCAGCAACAAAACCUUUAAAGAAACAACAAUCAGCAUCCAAGAAACCAUCCAGAUCGAGCGACAAAUCAACCGCUAGUGCCACACAAUCCUCCAAAUCGGAAUCUACAGGAGAACCAUCUGGCUCAUGGGCAGCAGCAUUAGGCACUGAUAAACCAAAGGCACCUAAGCAACAACAAGAACAAGCAUCAAAACAACAUGAAGAAGAAAAAGUGGACGAUGUGGAAGCUCCGACUGAAGAAGCUGUACCAUCAGCAGUAGAGGAAGAGGCUGCUCCGCAUGAAAAGGAUGCUCCACCAGAAAAAGCUCCUGUGGAGAAAUCUAAGCCAGCGUUAAAGGAAGCAAGCAUUCCCUCAUUGAACCAAGGUUCCUGGGCGUCAGCGAUAACUCCAAAGACCAAACCAAAACCAAAACCAACCAAGAUUCAAAAACCACCAGCUGAAACGCAACAAGCCACUCAACAAGCCACUCAACAAGCCACUCAACAUGAAUCAAUUAAAGAAUCAACGGAAACUACCAGUCAACCACCAGCCGCUGCUAUUUCGGAAAAUGAGCAAUACCAACAAAGUGAGAGCUCGCAAGAACCAAUUGCUCCAGCAGUUUACCAAGAAUCACCUGCUCCACAAGGUCCACAAGUUGUUUUGCCUACAUCACAACAAGUUAAUUCAGUUGGUAUUUCGUUCGGCUCUUUAUCAUUAGAAGCUGAAGAUAACCAAGAAACCCAAACUCAGCCACAAGAGCAAGCUCAAGAACAAGCUCAACCAUCUCAUCAACAAGGACAACAACAGCAACAACAACAGCAACAACAGCAGCAGCAACAACAACAAGCAGAAGAACCACAACGUUACGGAUCCUAUGAUCAACAAUCCCAAGACAGGUUGCAACAAGGUGGAUACCAGCAACAACAACAACAACCACAACCACAACCACAACAACCAGCUCAAUUCGGCAAACAAGCUCAACAACCAGGACAAACCUUCCCAACACAACAAGCUCAAUACGAUUAUUACAAUCAAUUCCAACAACAACAGUACCCACAACAAGCAGCUCAACCAGGCUCUCAAUUUGCUGGAUACCCUGGCUAUGAUUAUAGUGCUUACACUCAGCAAGCUUUUGGCGGUGUUGCAUCUCCAGCCGCUAGCCACAAUGUUGCUACCCCUGCGGCAGCAAGUGGAUAUGCUCAAUACGCUCAACAAGCUGUGAAUGGUGGAUCAAUUGAUGCUACACAAAGUCCGGGCACCACUCAAGCUGGCUUGCCGCAACAAUCAGGCGCUGGCUUGUCUCAACAACAACAACAACAACAGCAGCAACAAAUCCCCACUCCAUUUGGUUACCCGUACUACAACUAUUACUACAAUAACCCAUACUUUAAUGCUGCCGGUGCGUUAGGAUCAAACGGGUUGGGAUCUAUUGGUGGCCAACCAACUCAAGCCACACAACAAAGUGCCCAACAGGCAAAUAUCCCGGGAAGCGGUCAAGGCUCUGUUACUAACAAUGGUUUUGGUCAACAACAAUACUACAAUCCUAACCAAUAUGGAAACAGGUACCCUGGCUAUUCGUACCCACCUCAACCACAACAACCGGGCCAACAAGGUCAAGGUCAGCCACCUGCUUCGGAGACUGAAGGGUCGCAACCAAACUCACAGCACUCUCAAGGGCAAUCUCAACCCCAGCCAAAUGCUCAACAACCUGUGAUGCCACAAUAUGGCGGUUAUCAACAAUAUCCCCAAUACGGAUAUCAAGACUCGACCCAAUACCGUGGAUGGUAUUAA
Messenger RNA from Lodderomyces parapsilosis, 2094 nucleotides. RefSeq names its product DNA damage-responsive RNA polymerase-degradation factor. The record is from RefSeq and is a predicted model, not a curated record. Gene Ontology annotation, molecular function: ubiquitin binding. The coding region runs from base 1 to 2094 and encodes 697 amino acids. NCBI's taxonomy places the organism in Eukaryota, Fungi, Ascomycota, Pichiomycetes, Serinales, Debaryomycetaceae. The transcript has a single exon.